Molecule: messenger RNA, 1174 nt
Organism: Sphaeramia orbicularis (orbiculate cardinalfish)
Lineage: Eukaryota; Metazoa; Chordata; Actinopteri; Kurtiformes; Apogonidae
Product: catechol O-methyltransferase A-like
Exons: 6
Coding region: 334-1143 (269 amino acids)
Biological process (GO): catecholamine catabolic process; dopamine metabolic process; developmental process
Molecular function (GO): catechol O-methyltransferase activity
Source: RefSeq, a predicted model, not a curated record
GCUGGUGAUCAGCGCUUUUCUCUCCUUUAGCUUCUCUUCAGAGCAGAACCAUGAAAACAAAAGCUUCAUAACUCAUAAUGGAUGAGAGAUGAAGAGCAGAGGAAGAAGAAGAGGACGGACAACGGGUGGAGAGAGGGAAGAAUAAAACAAACACUGAACACUGAAGAGGAAGAGGAGGAGGGAUUCUACAGAGGACACCACCAUCAUCACUCCAACAGCUGGUGAACCCUGGUCCAUCCUGGUUCUUGUCCUGGUCCUGAUCCUGGUUCUGGUUUGGGUCCUGGUCCUGCUCCUGGUCCUGCUCCUGCUCCUGGUCCUGGUUCUGUCCUCAGUAUGUUGCUGCUCACAGCGUUGCUGGUCCUGCUGGGUGUGUACGUUCUGUGUCGAUGGUUGGUUCCUCAGUUGGUUCAGUCCAACGCCACCUUGGCUCUGCUGUGGUACGACUUCCUGCUGGAGACGGCGUUGGAUUUCAUCACCAGGACGUCACGACCGCAGCGCCUCCUUCAGGCCGUCUGUAUAAAUGCAGUCAGAGGAAACCCAGACAGCGUCAUCGCCGCCAUCGACCACUUCUGUCAAAACCAAGAGUGGGCCAUGAACGUCGGAGAUGAGAAAGGAGCCAUCUUGGACUCGGUCGUCAUGGAAACGUCUCCAUCCACUGUGCUGGAGUUGGGGACCUACUGCGGUUACUCGGCCGUUCGCAUCAUGAGGCUGUUGCCCCCGGCGACGCGGUUUAUCACCUUGGAGAUGAAUCCUGACUACGCUGCGGUGGCGCGGCAGGUCAUCCAACACGCCGGGCUGCAGGACAAGGUGUGUUUGGUGGAAGGAAAGUCCGCUGACCUCAUCCCCAAGAUGGCCGACAUGUUUGGGAUCCGAACCUUCGACUUUGUUUUCUUCGACCACUGGAAGGACUGCUACCUGCCCGACAUCAGGCUGCUGGAGGACUGCGGUCUCCUGGACCAGGGCUCGGUGGUCCUGGCCGAUAACGUCCUGUGUCCCGGGGCUCCAGAGUACCUGGACUAUGUCAGGUCCAGCCUGAGGUUCAGCAGCAGGUUCUACCGGUCCCACCUGGAGUACACCAGAGUCCUGGACGGACUGGAGAGGUCCGAGUACCUGGGACACAGAGACGCCCAGAGAGACCAGUAGAACCCAGACCGGACCCGGAUCACACUGUGGC